AUGAAGAACAAGAUUGACCGCUUGUCCAAGCUACCCAUCAAUCUUGCAUGGAAUGACGGCGCCCUCAAUUUAAAUUCCGUACUACAACGACAAUGUGGGAUCACGGUUUACACUAAAGAGGCAAUCGAGGAUCUGGUGACCUUGAACCCGUUGGAUGUGAUCCGGAUAGUGAAGAUCGUAGACGAGAGUGCACAAAUAUCUGCUGUAACGACCCGAUUUAAGGCGAGAUCGGGAAUGAAGUUCGAGCGGAUCCGACAAGCACAGGAUGAUAAGUCGUGGAGCCCGGGUCUGAAGAAGUAUUUGGUUGGAGAGAUCUGGGAUCUGAUGCAAGAUGAUAUUAAGGUGUUUGGAUCUAUUGCUAUGAAUUACGAAGUGGACCAGUCAAAUCUGUUCUUCUAUCGCCCGUCAACUUAG
Messenger RNA from Phytophthora megakarya, 414 nucleotides. Lineage: Eukaryota; Oomycota; Peronosporomycetes; Peronosporales; Peronosporaceae. The record is from the annotation of a GenBank genome assembly.